AUGGAUGUUGAAAAUAUUCAGAGGAUAUCGGAAAAAGAGAUAGCAGAAAAAGAACAAGCCUUUGGAUACGCUGCCUUUGCGAGGAACGAGUUUGAAUCUGCUAGGGAACAUUUUGCAAAUGCAGUGCAUCUAGAUGAUGAUAAUGUAACAUACGUAUUGGACUCAGUUUCUGCUUAUAUGGCAAUGGAAAAUUACAAACAAUGCAUUGAUGCUAGGUCUGAUUCAAGUUGCUAG
Messenger RNA from Arabis nemorensis, 234 nucleotides. Lineage: Eukaryota; Viridiplantae; Streptophyta; Magnoliopsida; Brassicales; Brassicaceae. The record is from the annotation of a GenBank genome assembly.